Folsomia candida is the source of this 1815-nucleotide messenger RNA. RefSeq names its product periodic tryptophan protein 1 homolog (gene nclb). The transcript is spliced from 9 exons. Lineage: Eukaryota; Metazoa; Arthropoda; Collembola; Entomobryomorpha; Isotomidae. Bases 127 to 1686 code for a protein of 519 amino acids. Gene Ontology annotation, molecular function: protein binding. The record is from RefSeq and is a predicted model, not a curated record. Gene Ontology annotation, cellular component: nucleus. Gene Ontology annotation, biological process: rRNA processing.
AAAUCAUAAUAAUUCCUCGAAAAGCACGUGCUGCUGAAGAACUCGAUUCUGCUACUGAAGUCAAUUAAUUAAGUCAGUUUCGAUAAGUCGAGAUAGGCCGGAAAUAAUAUUUGCGACCAACCCAAGAUGGAGGAGGCCCCUCAGCAGAAAGUGAGCUUUAUCCCCUGCCUCACCUGGGUCAGGCAAGGUAUCGGUCACGCCAAGGUGCAGAAGGUCAACCCGACAAAAGAAGAGUUACAGGAAAUUAUGAAAGAGAUGAAACUGAGAGAGGCAGAGUUUAAGGGUCGACCUGGUUCUGGUGGUGACAAGGAGGAAGACAGCGGAAGUGAUGCAGAAAAUAAGGACGUCGACGACUAUUACGACAUGGAUGAUUAUGACGAUGAAGUCGUAGGACCACCCGGGAUCACCAUUGAUAUGAAUUCCAUGCUCAACAAUGAAGAUGACGAUUCUCCAGAUACGGACGAUGAACCGGAUGAAUUUGUCGUCAAAGAUGAUGAUAACCUCAUCCUGUGUGGACAUGUUGAUGGAGAUGUGUGCAUGUUAGAAGUUUAUGUGUUCAACAAUGCGAAGGGAGAACUUUUCAUCUUGAAUGACAUGUUCCUCCCCAGCUACCCAAUCUGCAUUGAAUGGAUGAACUUCAACGCCAAGAAAAUGGACCAGCCAGGAAAUUAUGCAGCCGUUGGGUGUGUCACGCCGGAAAUUGGGGUUUGGGACUUGAACAUUAGUGGCAGUUUGGAACCUGCAUUUAAAUUGGGGACGCGUAAAAAGAAGACGAUGCGUCAUAAUGAUGCCGUUUUGGAUUUGUCGUGGCAUAGAGAUAACAGAGCUGUUUUGGCCAGUGGAUCAGCCGAUAAAACGGUAAUAAUUUGGGACAUGGAAAAAACCCAAGGCCUCACAAGAAUUGACUCAUUCGAGGAGAAAGUACAAUCAGUGGAGUGGCAUCCUUCCGAGGUUCAGUCGCUUUUGACGGGUUGCUGUGAUGGAAAAGUUCGGCUGUACGAUACUCGAAAUCCUAAACAUUUCAAGACAUGGGGCUUUGAGGGUGAAAUUGAACGUGUUCUUUGGAAUAAUUUUGACCCUUCUUACUACUUUGCUACAACCGAUAGUGGAAUGGUGUAUUAUGUCGAUACUCGAAAUACGAAGCCCGUCUGGACAUUGAAAGCUCACGACAAGGAGGCUACCGGAAUCUGUAUGAGCAGUCAGUACAAGGACAUGCUCAUGACUGCUUCGAUGGAUGAAUCCGUAAAAGUUUGGGAUCUUCAAGGCGGAACUCCAACUUUCGUGGCUCAGAAGAACAUGGCAAUUGGUCAAAUUUACGCCCUUUCUGCAUGUCCUGAUGUACCCUACGUAUUUUGUGGGGGUGGAUCCAAAAAAGAUAAUCAUUUAUAUGUAUGGGAUUCCAGAGAGAAUAAUACAGUUUCGGAACGAUUCAAAGGAAGAAAGAUGCAAAAACCCGUCGCAAACAGGAUGGACGUUGAUGAUGACGACGAUGCCGACGACCAACAGCCUUCUACAUCCCGCUCCUCCAAUAACAAAUUUGUCGAUGGCAGAAUAAACGUUAAUCCACGGUCCACCAAUUCUAAACAGUUGGUAAAUGCUGUGCACAAGGCGUCCAAAAAGAAUAAAAAGAAAAAGUCGCAUAAAGCAAUGCACCCAAAGACGACGAAGAAAGACGAAGAGUCGUAAUAACUUUUAACAACGUUAAUUCAUUGUCACUUUCCGUAUUUUUCUUACUAUUGUUAUGCUAUCAUUCAUUAUUGUACGUUAUCCACAAAUGAUAUAUGAUUUAAAAUAAAGUUGACACGAAAACAAGAA